Molecule: messenger RNA, 1209 nt
Organism: Ipomoea nil (Japanese morning glory)
Lineage: Eukaryota; Viridiplantae; Streptophyta; Magnoliopsida; Solanales; Convolvulaceae
Product: transcription repressor OFP13
Exons: 1
Coding region: 268-990 (240 amino acids)
Biological process (GO): negative regulation of DNA-templated transcription
Source: RefSeq, a predicted model, not a curated record
CAUUUUUAGCCUGCUUUGUCAUGAGCUUUGUAGAGGAAGAAGAUAAAACAAAUAAUAAAACUUGAAACCAACAAUUUAAUACAAGCAUGAAUGGUCCAACCCACCCCCCAUGAAAGUUCCACCACCUCUCACCUCUCCUCCUUUAUAUCUCCUCUCCCUGCAAUUCCUUCUGAUUACAAUUAAUGCCCUUCCUCCAAAUCAACCCACACAAAACUCACAACUUUACACAUCCAAACAGCCCCUAAUAAAACUCUUCAUCUCCCUCCCAUGGGCAAGAAAAUGAAGCUCCUCCCUUCCAUUUUCAAGAACAGAGAGCUGCUGCAGAGUUCAUGGCAAUGGCCGUCUUGCGCCCAAGCAAAGACCCUUUCUUUCCGGACACCCACCGGCGACGAAACGGCCAUUUUCAAGACUGUAAACUCCGUCUUCUCCGACGGGGCUGACUCGCCGGAAUCUUGGUUCACCAACACCCCGGAAUCCACCAGCUUCUUGACUGAUCAUUCGGAGGACAGCCACCUGGAAACCAUCAUACGCGGAGUAAGAUCAUCGGAGAGGCUGUUUUUCGAGCCCGGCGAACAAACUACCUCGUCGAUAAUCAUGGCAGAUCAGUCAAAGGAAAAAACAACGAUCGAUGGAGAAGAAGAAGAAGGAGGAGAGAGUCCGUUCAAAGAAAGUGUGAUUCUGGCCAUGGAAUCAGACGACCCAUACAGGGAUUUCAAGAGGUCCAUGCAAGAAAUGGUGGAGAGCUAUUCCGGGAUGAAGGAUUGGGAAUGGCUGCAGGAGCUUCUUGGAUGGUAUUUGAAGAUGAAUGGGAAUGGGAAUCAUGGGUUCAUUGUGGGAGCUUUUGUGGAUUUGCUUAUUGAACUUUCUGCUCCCAAAACUUCUGCGGAUUCUCUCAGCACUUCAUAUUCAUCUGCUCUUUCUUCUUUAUCUUCCCCUACUUCUCCUUUGUCUCCUCUAGGUCACAAGGAGAUUGUGGAAGAGCAAGGAUGAAGAUAUAGUUUCAAUGAUUUAUUUCAUCACUUUCAUUUUUUUUUUUUCCUUUUUAUGGGUAUAUUAUUUUUGGGAUUCAUCCCGAGGGCUCCCACUUGCUCUAGUCUCGGAGUUUUAGUGGAGGAGAUAAACCAUGGAAUGUACUUUAACAGCUUACUAGUUCACCAAAUGUUUGUAUAUUAUUAUUUUAUUAGGUAUAAAGUUUCGAUACUCUCAUUU